CGCGCGCGUACUGCACGUACAUAUUGUCGGGGUGCCUUUUUAUCGAUUCUGUGCCCCCUCUUGCCUCGCGCCAAACACCAAGUACCUAAUCGAACUUCCCCCCCCUUCCCGCCCCAGUUCGGUCCCUCGUCUGGGGUUUUGCACCACGACGACCGGAGCAUUUGGCCCAAAGUAUUGUAUCACCGCCGCUGCGUCUUUGGUGUCACCACACCGCAGAGCUGCCCAUUCGCCUCUAUAACCAGUCUGGCGCUCCAUUUACUCGUCCUCUGUAUCCUCCAGCCGUCCAGGGGCAGGCUUCAGGGUGCCGUCAGACGUUGGUUUGUCGUCAUUCUCCAUCGUCAGGUCCUCGAUAUCGUUCCCACCCCCCGGUCCCUUCCCGCCAUCGGCCAAGCCAUUGCAUCUCUUGGCCUCGAGGAUCCGCGCAGCCGCCGCAUCUCUCGGCAUCUCUUAUCCGGGGACUCCAGCGUGCUUUCCUGAAAACUGCCUAGAGGCCAAGUCGGGACCCCAGCGUCCUGCGUCUCCUCGUGGCGGAAGCGCGCCUAGUAGUUCGGACGGCAAGGCGACCUGACCAUCAAGGUUACCCAACCCGUCACGUUAUUCACGACCACCUCGUACCUUCGGGUAUAAUCACCCGACACAUCUCCGGCCCUGUUGGCUGCUUCCCUCGUUGUUGUUAUAUAUCAGCUGCACUGCGCGCGCCGCUUCAGCUCAGCUCAAAACGCCAACGCUCCCUGCCGCAUCCAUCCAGGGAAGUCGCCUUCGACGACGCAACCUUUGGUCCGGGAGCCGACGACAGCGUUGUCUGGAGGCCCAUCAUCAGUAACGCGCGCCUUGACGAGGAAAAUCAUCAUCAACAACAUACCCUCGACACCUCGGCACUCCUUUUUCAUCAGCAGACCCUUCAGUCAUCGCCAUGGCCGAAGAGGACCCCCAGAACACCUGCGAUGGCGAGCCCGUCGACCUCGGGCGCCAGGACUUGCGCAUCGGUGCCAUCUUCAUCAUUCUCGUCGCCUCCCUCUUCGGCGCGCUCGCUCCCGUCCUGUUGCAGCGCCAGACCAAGAUGCACGUCCCCAAGUUCACCUUUUUCAUCUGCAAGUACUUUGGUACCGGCGUCAUCAUAGCCACCGCAUGGAUGCAUCUGCUCGACCCGGCCAUUGACCAGCUCGGCGACCCCUGCGUCACGGAGCGCUGGCUGGGCGACUACCCCUGGGCCCUCGUCAUCGGCCUCAUGACCGUCAUGGUCAUGUUCUUUGUCGAGUUGAUGGCCUCUCACUACAGCAACGACGAUGACCACUCGCACGGCGGCGCCUCCGACUCGGAGACGGACCCCACCAACGAGAUCCUGGCCCUUAAGAAACCCCCCAAGAACGCGAACCCUCAGACGCAGGCUUGCCCUCAUGUGGACGACAUCGAGACUGGUCGCGGCACCUCCAUCCCCGGACCCCCUGACGAUGUGAGCUAUCCUCCGGGCGGCGAGGACCACAUGGGCCACCGCCGCGACCACAAGGACGGCGACACGGGCGGCAUCGUCGGCCAGCUCACCGCCAUCUUCAUCCUCGAGUUCGGCGUCGUCUUCCACAGCAUCUUCAUCGGCCUCACCCUCGGCACGACGGGCACCGACGAGCUCGUCGUCCUGCUCAUUGUCCUCGUCUUCCACCAGAUGUUCGAGGGUCUCGGUCUGGGCUCCCGGCUCGCCGUCGCUCCCUGGCCUAAGAACAGGCAAUGGGUGCCGUACUUGCUGGCGCUGGGCUUUGCUAUCGCGACCCCCGUCGGUGUUGCCGCCGGAAUCGGCGCCAAGCCUAACAACGCAGCCACGCAGAAGCUCGUCAACGGCAUCUUCGACUCUGUCAGUGCGGGCAUUCUCAUGUACACAGGUCUGGUGGAGCUUCUGGCCCACGAGUUCAUGUUCAACCCGCACAUGCGCCGCGCGCCGCUCAAGAUUCAGUUGUUUGCCUUUGGCUGCGUCGCUCUUGGCGUGGCCCUCAUGUCGCUCCUUGCCAAGUGGGCGUAGACGGCGGGAGUGAAGCGAUUUCAAAAGCGAUGUGAGAGGGCUGCACGUGAUGGGUUCUCGACUGGAUACUCAUACCCGGCGUCUGUACUUGAUUGAUACCUGCUUGAGAUAGAGCGCUGGAGCGCAUCAUGCUUAAUAUGAAUUCACUAAGCGAUCAA
Messenger RNA from Purpureocillium takamizusanense, 2169 nucleotides. It is a transcript of the gene ZRT2, whose product is annotated as low-affinity Zn(2+) transporter zrt2. Gene Ontology annotation, cellular component: plasma membrane. The transcript has a single exon. Lineage: Eukaryota; Fungi; Ascomycota; Sordariomycetes; Hypocreales; Ophiocordycipitaceae. Gene Ontology annotation, biological process: zinc ion import across plasma membrane. The coding region runs from base 914 to 2011 and encodes 365 amino acids. The record is from RefSeq and is a predicted model, not a curated record. Gene Ontology annotation, molecular function: low-affinity zinc ion transmembrane transporter activity.